Molecule: messenger RNA, 1297 nt
Organism: Microplitis demolitor
Lineage: Eukaryota; Metazoa; Arthropoda; Insecta; Hymenoptera; Braconidae
Gene: beta3GalTII
Product: beta-1,3-galactosyltransferase 6
Exons: 2
Coding region: 5-991 (328 amino acids)
Biological process (GO): glycosaminoglycan biosynthetic process
Cellular component (GO): membrane
Molecular function (GO): UDP-galactosyltransferase activity
Source: RefSeq, a predicted model, not a curated record
AAUAAUGUAUAAUUUAACAAGAUUAUCAAAUAAAAAAUUAACUAUACGUAUAAAUAUAGUGACAGUAACAUUUAUAAUAGUAAUAAUAAUGGUAAUUUAUUCAUUGUUAUUAAAACAAUGCCGAUUAUCAUCAGACAGCAGCAAUAAUUCUCAAUUAAAAAAACAAAAAUACAGACUACUGAUAUUAAUACUAACGGCCCCUGAUAAUAUGAAAGAACGGGUGACGUUACGAAAAACUUGGCUAUCUGAUAAGAGCGAUAAUGUCAAACAUUUGUUUGUAAUUGGUACAGAGAAUCUUCAGUUGGAAAAUCAUGAGACUCUGCAAUCGGAGCAGCUUAAAUUCAAAGAUUUGCUUCUGCUGCCAAAAUUGCGCGACGCUUAUGGAACGUUGACCAAGAAAGUCUUGCAGUCGUUUAAAAGAAUUAUUGAUGAGUAUGAUUUCGAUUAUUUACUUAAAGUUGAUGAUGACUCUUUCGUUUUGAUACACAAGUUGCUGGUUAAUUUGGACACUUGGGAAGCCAAAGGCUACAGGAAGGAAUUGUACUGGGGAUUUUUUAAUGGAAAGGCUCAGGUUAAGAGACAUGGAGCUUGGAAAGAGUCGGAAUGGAAUCUUUGUGAUUAUUAUUUGCCGUAUGCUGUUGGUGGUGGAUACGUUUUGUCUUAUAAUCUUGUUAAAUAUAUUGCUAUGAAUGCUGAUAAUUUGAGAUUAUUUAAUUCCGAAGAUGUAUCAGUGGGAUUAUGGCUAUCAGCAGUAGCAAACAUCGAACGUCGUCAUGAUAUAAGAUUUGAUACUGAAUACCGUUCUCGUGGAUGUUCGAAUGAUUAUUUGAUAACACAUAAGCAAUCGCCUGAUAGCAUGAAAGCACUUCAUGAUUACUAUACAGCAACGGGUAACUUAUGUAGCAAAGAAUUUUCAAACAGAAUGAGUUAUCAUUAUAAUUGGACAGUACCGCCCAGUCAAUGCUGUGUACGUAAGCCCGGAAUAAUAUAAAAAAGAAACAAACAGUAAAAGCUCACGGCUUACCAAGUAAUUAAAUUUUACAAACGAACAAACAAUCUAAUUACUUGAUAAAUAAUUAAAAGUCUAGUCUUCAUAGGAUUUAUAAAUAAUUUUUUUAUUAAUUGUCUUAAAAAUAAAAUACAUAACGAAAAUAUGAAUUUAAAGUGACGUUUACGUAUUUAAAUAAUUCUUUUUAGAUUUUUCUUUCUAACUUAUAAGAUAAAUAGUUAAAAAAUUAUUAUUGUUAAUUUAAAUAAAAUGUAAAAAAAAUAUUUAUAUUACAAGACUGGUGCAAAU